Molecule: messenger RNA, 1851 nt
Organism: Equus caballus (horse)
Lineage: Eukaryota; Metazoa; Chordata; Mammalia; Perissodactyla; Equidae
Gene: PGAM1
Product: phosphoglycerate mutase 1
Biological process (GO): glycolytic process
Molecular function (GO): intramolecular phosphotransferase activity
Source: RefSeq, a predicted model, not a curated record
ACGGAGGGCGGCCCCGAGCGAGUGGAAAGAUUUGGGCAGGCAAGUGCGCGGGACCCGGGCGGUGGGGCGCGAGCGCGCAGGCGCGGCCGGAGGCCGGGCUGCGACUCCGGAAUCUCAGCGAGCCCCAGUCUGCGCCCCACUCUGAGUCGCCGCCAUGGCCGCCUAUAAGCUGGUGCUGAUCCGGCACGGCGAAAGCGCGUGGAACCUGGAGAACCGCUUCAGCGGCUGGUACGACGCCGACCUGAGCCCGGCGGGGCACGAGGAGGCGAAGCGCGGCGGGCAGGCACUGCGAGAUGCUGGCUAUGAGUUUGACAUCUGCUUCACCUCAGUGCAGAAGAGAGCAAUUCGGACCCUCUGGACAGUGCUGGAUGCCAUUGACCAAAUGUGGCUGCCAGUAGUGAGGACUUGGCGCCUCAAUGAGCGGCACUAUGGAGGUCUGACUGGCCUCAAUAAAGCAGAAACUGCUGCCAAGCAUGGCGAGGCCCAGGUUAAGAUCUGGAGGCGCUCCUAUGAUGUUCCACCACCUCCGAUGGAGCCCGACCAUCCCUUCUACAGCAACAUCAGUAAGGAUCGCAGGUAUGCAGACCUCACUGAAGAUCAGCUACCCUCCUGUGAGAGUCUGAAGGACACUAUUGCCAGAGCUCUGCCCUUUUGGAAUGAAGAAAUAGUUCCCCAGAUCAAGGAGGGGAAACGGGUAUUGAUUGCUGCCCAUGGCAACAGCCUCCGGGGCAUCGUCAAGCAUCUGGAGGGUCUCUCUGAAGAGGCUAUCAUGGAGCUGAACCUGCCAACUGGUAUUCCCAUGGUCUAUGAAUUGGACAAGAACUUGAAGCCCAUCAAGCCCAUGCAGUUCCUGGGGGAUGAAGAGACCGUGCGUAAAGCCAUGGAAGCUGUGGCUGCCCAGGGCAAGGCCAAGAAGUGAAGGCAGGCAGACUUCUUUCCCAAGGACACCCCCCUGCCCAUCCCAUUCCUCUGCACCUCUCCUCUGCACAUGCCACACUGACCACAUCUGUAGGCAUCCUAAGUUGUAGCUGCAGAUGGGGACUGGUGGUUCCCAAUUUCAUUUUAGCCAUUUUGUCUCUUGCACCCACUCCCUUCACACAAUCUAGUCAGAAUGGCACCUCUGGGGCAUGGGUCCUCAGUCCAAGCCGAGGGAAGACUCUUAGCCAAGGGAGUUGAGAGGUAGUAACUCUGGGGUUUUAGCUAGUGCUUUAUAAGGACCUGCUUAAGUAGGGGAUAGGGAGGAACCAUGCCAAGGUGUGACCAAUGAGGAGAAGCAAGAGAACCGAUUUGUGUUCCCAGGAGCCAGUCCUGUACUAUUCUGUAGUCAGGUGCCUACUUGGCGGGGGGGGCUCUAGUCAUUCCAGUGGAAAAUGAAUGUAACUUGCAUGGUGAUUAAAACAAACAUUUCCUCCCUGACCCCAGAGGAGCUGGCUCCAGAAGAUUGGGAUCAAUCCUGAAUGUUUCUGUGUUGCAUUUACUUUUACAAAAAAUAAAAGUAUAUAUAUAUAAAUAAUACAAAACAAAAACCCUUCUGGGGUUUCUAGUGGCGGUUGAAACAUUCCCACAUGUGUUCAUUAGAAUAUAACCAUUCCUCACACCAACAUGGGAUAAGCUCCUUGACUUCUAAGGUGUAGGAGUUCAUCCUGCUUUGUGUUUUAGAAUCCCUCCCCUGGCUUGUUUUAUGGCAGUGAAAUGCCUCUUGAUCAUGUCCAAGUGUGUCUUUCAUUGUGUCUGAUUUUUGAAUCAUGUUUCAGUUGGUUGGCUCUGCCACUUGGGCCCAGUACUCACUUUCAGCAUAACUAUACUAAAUCUUUUCUCCAGAUCAGUAUAAUAAAGGAGUGAUGUGCAAUA